AUGCAGGCGUAUAAAGGCAGAGAUGAGUCUUCCCCUAGGGCUCAGUCUGGGACAGCGCCGGCAGUUUUUGGCUGCCAUAUGGAAGAUCACACCAAGCACGUCCAGCCCAUCCCGCUCCCAGCCAUGCAGCAGAACUUGAACUACGUAUACCCCCAGAUCUUUUGGGUGGAUGGCUGUGCCAACAACAAUACUUCCUGCCCCCCGGCACCCCCCGUCGCUCCUUUCCCACCACCAGUACCUGACCGGAGGAGAAAGCCAAGGAACAACAGAGAAACGAGGAGCGUCGGCUUCCUGGUGAUCCCCUUGCUGAUUCUGCUGGCCCUCACUGGAGUGGGACUGAGCAUGUUUCAGAUUUUCCACCUAGAGAAGGAACUGGCUGAACUCAGAGAGUCCAUCAGCACUGAACGCAUUCCUCCAGCUUUGGAGAAACUCAUAGGGCAGGAGCAGUCAAUGAAAAAGGAACCAAGAAAGGCAGCACACUUAACAGGGAACCCAGCCCAGCGGGACCUCCCUCUGGAGUGGGAACCCAUCUCUGGCCAUGCUUUCACCAACGGCAUUCAGUACCGUGAUCAGGGCCUUGUCAUCAAUGAGACUGGCCUGUACUUUGUGUAUUCCAACGUGCUUUUCCGGGGCAGCGUCUGCAGCAGCCAGGUGUUGACUCACAUUGUCUACAAGAAAAACCCGACCUCGCCAGGCAGCCACGUGCUGAUGGAGGACAAAGGCAUGAACUACUGUACAAGUCAGAAAACGUGGGCCCGGAAAAGCUACCUGGGGGCUUUAUUCAAGCUCAGGAAGAUGGACAGUUUGUACGUCAACGUCUCCAAAAUCGCUCUGGUUAAUUUUGAGGAAUCCAAGACAUUCUUUGGCUUAUUUAAGCUUUAAAUGGGAUUGUUGGAUCAUGGCUGGCAGCCCCACAAACACACACUAGGA
Molecule: messenger RNA, 930 nt
Organism: Leptosomus discolor (cuckoo roller)
Lineage: Eukaryota; Metazoa; Chordata; Aves; Leptosomiformes; Leptosomidae
Gene: FASLG
Product: Fas ligand
Biological process (GO): extrinsic apoptotic signaling pathway via death domain receptors; immune response; positive regulation of canonical NF-kappaB signal transduction
Cellular component (GO): membrane
Molecular function (GO): tumor necrosis factor receptor binding
Source: RefSeq, a predicted model, not a curated record